Messenger RNA from Sabethes cyaneus, 1173 nucleotides. RefSeq lists its product as uncharacterized. The record is from RefSeq and is a predicted model, not a curated record. NCBI's taxonomy places the organism in Eukaryota, Metazoa, Arthropoda, Insecta, Diptera, Culicidae. The transcript is spliced from 2 exons. The coding region runs from base 1 to 1173 and encodes 390 amino acids.
AUGAAUAGCCCUCUGGAAAGGUGGCUACUGGUAACCGGCGUCAUAAUUAGCUUCAGUGCGUGCAUUCUGACGGAGGAUGUUUCCUGUUCAAGAAUUGAUUUCGAUCAAGCAACAUUAACAUAUUUGUCUCGUUGUUCUUAUACUCAAGAGUUUACCGUGAAACAGUAUAGCGCAACAACAGUGUUUACUCCGUAUCGAGAUUAUGCCGAAUAUUACCUUUCGGAGGAGUGGCAAGGAUUAACGUGUGGCGAAACAGUGCAAAGUUUUAGUGUGAAUGAACAAACUGAGCUAAGAAUGGUGUACAAUUUGGUUUUUGAUUUCGGUGCUUCACUGGAGGUUAGAGUGCUGGAUUUAGAUCGAAUUGAUAGCGAAGGAAACCCAAUGGUCGUUAUUCGAUGGAAAACGGAACAGGCUACCCGUGGUUGGGGACUGUUCCGAGAGAAGAUGGAUAAAACUGUCAAGCGUGCCAAGAUACAAAUCGAAGCUAAUAUGAACUCAGGUAGUGAUGUUGCCAUUGAGUACUUCACUGUUUUUAAUUACGAAGUUGAAACGGACGAAUGCAACAGCAUAGAUGAAUUCGCCACAACAACGAUUUUACCUACCACUUCCACUACUUCUGCUUCUAGUACUACUAUCACUACCACUACAUCUACUACAAGUACUACAGUGAUGUUGACUACCACCACUGCUAGUGAAUCUUCAUCUAGCUCGCCUUUUACUACUACCGCUGUUACUACUCCAAGCGUUCAUCCUACUACUAGAAGCAGUAGUAGUAGCACAUCGAGUACAGCAACAACCAACAUGUUCACUAGCAGCACUGCUGAGCAGACUUUAGAAACCGACAUAUCUACCAGCAAACUAACAACUUUGGGCUCAACAACAAAUUCUCCAAGAUAUGAAAGCACAUCUACGGUAAGCCAACUGAUAACUUCAACACUGGACCCGCCGGUCACGGAAGAUCUCCUAACCGUGGCCGGUGCGACGGAUUGGAUAUGGAUUGGACUAGCAGCAGUAUUUGCCUUUCUGUUUUGUCUUGCCACUGUCAGUGCAGUAUACAUCUAUGCUAUGAACAGGAACCUUCAAAGAAUUGGUUUGCAAAUAAAAAUGAGACACAAAGGUGAAUCGUCUUGCACUAAAAAUCGUUUGCCCUAUAAAGUUCAUAAUUCAUCGUAG